UCAAAUGUCUCUCCAGAUCUCUCAUAUUACCUUGUACUCUGGGUUAACGUUUUACUCUGGCAAUUAUCUAUUGGAAUUAUCUAGAUAAGAUAAGUUAGCUAGGAUAGGUCGUCAGCCAGCUACGGCCCUCUUAAAAAAUAGCAAGCCUAGCUCCUCAUUUAUUAACAGCGACUCAGCAAAGUGUACUUGCGCUCUAAUAAGCAGAGUCGUGUAUGUGAGUUAUCGUGCCUUUCUCAGUUUGAUGAAAGCCCAACGAGUCUCUACCAAAACAUUUUUUUUUCAUCCCAGUCUGUGUUUUCAAUUCAACGGAACUGCUCCCACCCUCGCUGAUCAAAUUACAUGUUAACCGCUAUCCGCUAGGUAUAACCAUGGUAACCAACACAUACAAACCAACCGUCAACAUCUCUAUUUCUCAUUGGUGGAAAGGCUGACCCGUUUUAAACAAAGUCUUACCUGGUUCGAUAACUCCUCAGGUGUGCCAUCUUCCUUAGAAUGAAAUGAAACAUAAUGGCAGAGAAGGCAAAUGAGAGACAUGGGUGCUGUGAAGAUUGGAAUAAUGUCUGUCAGAUGAUCUACUUCUGACACCCACUAGGGAAUGGAAAGUUUUGAAAAUGCCCUACCUGGAAAAGAAAUCCAAAAGAACUGAUAUGACCCCCCCUAAUUCAAAGGUUAAUGAAAGGGAACUGCAUGCUCUCAAGAGGCUCCUCUCUCUGCUUAGCACUCCGAUAAGCAAACCACAGGUCACACUGCAGAAUCACUCUAAAGGUGGCAAAACAGAUUCCCAUCUCCACCAUACAGUUGACAGAAGUGGGAAGAGUUCAAAAUCCACAAAGACCGAAGCCACUGAACUUGAGAUUUUCAGUCUGACCUACAGAGAUCAAAGACAUUUCUGCAGUCAUCUCCAUCACAAGACUUUCCAAAGCAUCCUUACAGCUUUGAUCAGAAACAGGCUCAACUGCAGAGAAUGGCUUGACCAUACCCCCCCUGACAACAUUCUGAGGGCCCUCAUCUGCUUGCGGUUGUUAAUCAGAGAACCACAUUAUCAGAGAGUUUUCCACGAUCUCCAAGGAUCCUGGCACCUUUCAAGGUAUAUGGACUUGGUAUCACACCAUUAUUUGGAUGCUGUGGAACAAACAUUGGCUGUAGAACAUCUAGUCGCCAUGACAUAUGUGUUUCAGAAAAUUGCUGCAAAGGAAGACCAGAGAAAGUGGGUUAUUGAAUGUGGUGCACACAAGAUUCUCGUGAAGCUCAUGGCAUCUAAAGAUAGCAGUGUCUUACUAGGAGCUCUCCUGGUCCUGACCUCCCUGGCAGAGAGUCUGGAGUGCAAGGAGGAGAUAGGAGAGCUGUGCAUCGUCGAAAAUCUGCUAGUCAUCUUACAAGAAUAUGACCUGCUGUCCAAAAGGAUGUGUGCGGAGCUGCUGAGGCUGCUGUGUCCUGUGCGGCAGGUGAGGGAGCAGCUGAAGGCCUGUGAGGGCGUGCCCGUCCUGCUCAGCCUGCUCCACGCAGAGAACCUCAAGCUGCUCUGGAGCGUGGUCUGGGUUCUGGUCCAGCUCUGCCAGGAUCCCGACGCCAGCGCUGAGAUCCGAUCCUGGGGCGGGGUGCAGCAGCUCCUGCGCAUACUGCACGUUGAGCGGUCAUAUGUGUCAGACGGCCGCGCCUCCAUUGAGACCCUCUCCAGUGCCAAUGCAGGCUGUAUCCAGGGGCAACACGUCUCCGAGGAGCUCAGCCCGCAGGAAGCUGCAGGAAACAUCGUUGCUCUGCAGGCCGCCUGCUGCGCUGCGGUCACUGAGCUUGUCUUGGACGAUGUGACAGCUCAUCAUGUUGUUCAGGAAAAUGGGAUCUACGUAUUAGCUAAGCUGAUUCUGCCACAAGAUGGACCCAAGGGGUCAUCUGUACAGUGUUACGCAUUUAGGACCCUUCGCUUCCUGUUCAGCAUAGAGCGAAAUAGACAUCUGUUUAAAAGACUGUUUCCAUCUGACCUCUUUGAGAUGUUCAUUGAUGUUGGACAUUACAUUAGAGAUAUUACAGCCUAUCAAGCACUGCAGGAAAAAGUUUCUGUUUUCACUAGCGAAGAACUAAAUGAGUUGAAGGAAAGCAUCGAGACAGCGGACCAGAACCGCCCCCCUCUGAAAGUGAUCAAUGGCUACGCCAUUCUGGACCAUCUGGGUAGCGGGGCCUUUGGCAGUGUUUUCAAGGUCCGGAAACAGAAUGGACAGAACCUUCUGGCUCUGAAGGAAGUGAACCUCCACAACCCGGCUUUUGGCAAAGACAAAAAGGCCAGAGACAGCAGUGUGGAGAAGAUCGUCUCGGAGCUUACCAUCGUCAAGGAGCAGAUGACCCACCCAAACAUUGUGAAAUACCUUAAGACAUUCUUGGAAGGUGACAGGUUGUAUGUUGUUAUGGAGCUGAUAGAGGGAGUUCCUCUCUCUGACCAUUUCACCUCGCUCAAAGACAAGCAACAGCAGUUCACUGAAGACAGAGUCUGGAACAUUUUCAUACAGUUAUGCCUAGCACUGAGAUAUUUGCACAAAGAGAAGAGGAUUGUCCAUAGAGACCUCUCCCCUAAUAACAUCAUGCUCGGAGAGAAGGACAAAGUCACUAUCACUGACUUUGGCCUUGCAAAGCAGAAACAAGAGAACAGCAAGCUCACGUCAGUGGUCGGCACCAUACUCUACUCCUGCCCAGAGAUAGUGAAGAGCGAGCCGUAUGGGGAGAAGGCGGAUGUUUGGGCCUUGGGCUGUGUCCUGUACCACAUGCUCGCCCUCCAGCCUCCCUUCUACAGCGCCAACAUGCUCUCCCUCGCCACCAAGAUUGUGGAGGCAGUCUAUGACCCAAUAGAGGAGGGUGUCUUUUCAGAGAGAAUCCAAGACCUGAUCAAAUGGUGCCUAACUCCAGACCCAGACAGCCGGCCCGACAUCGUAGAGGUCAGCGCAGGGAUCUCAGAUGUGCUGAUGAAGUUCAUGGAUAACCUGUGCGCCAGCCAUCAGGCCCUCGAGCGCAGGGCCGAGCGAGACAGGAAGCGAGCACAGAAGUACUUCCUGGAGUCCAACCAAGUCAGGCUUGAACACUGGGACGCACUUAACUGUCAGGGGAAAAUCAUCAGGGAGCAUGUAACCACUUCAAAGACUGGAUCUGUAGGCAAUCUGCCUUCUUCUCUAUGCAGUUCACAACCUGGAGAGGAAAGAGUAGACCAGGGCAAGUUACACUGUAACUAUAACAGUCCCCCAUUGCAAAAGGUAUGUUAUAGUUUCUUGCAACAACCACUUUAUCAUCACUGUAAAUCAUUUUGUUGUGUUUUUCCGACAGAUAAUGGUUUUGAGGAAGACUCAAGAACACCUUGCAGCUCUGUCACAGAGCCCCAUAAACGCUUCAGGUCGACCAAGUGCAGUGUGAGCCACUCUCUGUCAGAGCACUCUUCUGCCUGGUGAGUUGUUACGAGCGAAGGGUGCUUCUUGGUAUGUGUCUCUUAAUACCAGUUGUCGCUGGGAAAUUUUGAAGUACCUCUGUGAUCCUAUCCCCCCCCCUUGUGCUGACUG
Clupea harengus (Atlantic herring) is the source of this 3536-nucleotide messenger RNA. It is a transcript of the gene nek10, whose product is annotated as serine/threonine-protein kinase Nek10-like. Gene Ontology annotation, biological process: positive regulation of MAP kinase activity; protein phosphorylation; regulation of cell cycle G2/M phase transition. Lineage: Eukaryota; Metazoa; Chordata; Actinopteri; Clupeiformes; Clupeidae. Gene Ontology annotation, molecular function: ATP binding; protein serine/threonine kinase activity; protein binding. Bases 612 to 3428 code for a protein of 938 amino acids. The transcript has 28 exons. The record is from RefSeq and is a predicted model, not a curated record.